AUGGCGCGUCUAAUCGCAAUUGUGACUGGUGCCAACACUGGCGUUGGCUUCGGCAUCUGUCUCCGCUUGCUGAUACAGCUGUCCCAGCAGGCACCAUCUGAUGCUCAGCCGCAGGAGAGGGUAGACCCCAAUUUUGCACUCUCAUCCAGACCACUCGUUCAGUCUCCUUACAACUCUGCCACGCUUGUUCUGGCCUGUCGCAGUAAGGAACGUGCGUUGGAUGCGCGUGAACGUUUAUUGGUUGCAUUCGACGUUGAACUCCUUCGCCGCAAACGCAAUAAUCGUGGCGAAGACGAUGCUUAUGCUCGCCAUUUUCGUGACACGCUUCAAAUAGAUUUCGUUCAAUGUGAUUUGGCGAGUGUGUCCAGCGUGUUUGAGUUUUGCGAUGUCGUUAAGCAAAGGUAUCCAUAUAUAUCACACCUCAUUUGUAACGCUGGGAUCAGCUGUUUUACCGCGAUUGAUUACUACGCUGCUACCUGGCAAAUUCUUCGUGAUCCCCUUGCGGGUGCAACCCACCCGACCUACAUUUCGCAGUCAUCGGGGUUGAUGAGCGACGAUGGCCUUGGACUGGUCUGGCAAUGCAAUGUUUUCUCCCAUUAUCUGGUUCAACGAGAGUUAAAGGAAUUGCUAUGCGCUGCUCCGUCGGUGGCGCGUGUCAUAUGGUUAUCCUCAAUGGGAGCUGCGGCGGGACACAGUGACCCAGAGGAUUGGCAGUUGAUUCGGUCACUCUCCGCAUAUCAAGCGUCAAAACAUCAGAUAGAAAUCAUUGCGCACCAAUUGAACGAGCCGCCCAACCCUCAUGUACGGCACAUCGUGGUGGGCCCUGGUGCUGUACAUUCGGGCAUGGGCUCGCAGCUCCUCGGUCCACUCACGAGUCUGAUCAUGAUAAUCUACUUCUACAUCGUUCGAUGGAUGGGCUCUCCAAAUCAUCCGGGACAGGCACGGAAAGGAGCAAUCUCCGCAACUCAUGCUUCGCUAGCCCCUAUUGACCAUCUCCCUCCUUCUUCCUCUGCUCCACGCCUCGACGCGCAGACGGAUCGACUCGGGAAUGAAUUUGUCAACGUGUCCCGCACUGACGGACAUACAGAAAUGUCAGUUGUCGCAGGAAGAUUGCUCGAAAGGAUUGAUGGGCUUUGCGAGACAUUCGAAGCCCGGGAUGGGAGGAGAGAGGGCGCAGACAACCCUGAAAGUGGAUUGGACGGGAGCGUCGUGAUUGUCUGAUCACCAGUCCAUUGACAUUUUCUUAACAUCUAUGUUGUCAUUGGCCGUUGUUGCUUCACCUAAUGGAAUACUUUUAUGUCCGGAGCGUUUCCGGGGCAUCUGGAACUUCG
Messenger RNA from Cantharellus anzutake, 1331 nucleotides. RefSeq lists its product as uncharacterized. NCBI's taxonomy places the organism in Eukaryota, Fungi, Basidiomycota, Agaricomycetes, Cantharellales, Hydnaceae. Gene Ontology annotation, molecular function: 3-beta-hydroxysteroid 3-dehydrogenase (NADP+) activity. The coding region runs from base 1 to 1221 and encodes 406 amino acids. The record is from RefSeq and is a predicted model, not a curated record. Gene Ontology annotation, cellular component: endoplasmic reticulum membrane; lipid droplet; mitochondrial outer membrane. The transcript has 5 exons.